UCUGCAGAUAGGAAGUGCCGCAGGAGCACCGAGGUAAGGAUGUGGCCCUGCGCGAGAGGGGCCUUCGCGUUCUCCUUCUCGGAUCUCGCUCCCAGGCCAUCAGUACCGACGUCUCCGCUCUCCGCGAGGCAGCUCGGCUCCCCGGUGGGUGGAAAACCUGCCGGCCUCAGCCGGGCUCGGGGGAACGAUGGAGGGCGCCGGCGCUGCGUAGGCCCUACCGUCCCCGCGCCUUCGCCCCCUGCCCACCCGGCCCUCCCUCUCCCGCCCCGGCUAAAUGGCCUCACCAGGGGGCGAAGAACUCGACAAGCAUGAGGCCUGCAGAGCCCGUGUCGGAGAUGCGACUCUCGAAGUUGUCGUCCGUGAGUUCCAGCACGUCAGAGGCAGCGGCGAGGCGGGCCGCGGCGAGGAGCAGCGCCAGGCCCGGGAACAGCGCUAGGCGGCGGAGGCGCAUGGCGACUACACAUGGCCACUUAUCACCCAGUAGGACACAUGCAACUGCCCCGGGCUGAUGCCAUUCGUUCCCGACUCAUUGAUACUUUCUCUCUCCUUGAGCAUCUGCACGGCUUGAGCCAAGCUGUGCCACGGCACACUAUUCGAGAGAUACUUGAUCCUUCCUGUCAGAAGAAACUUAUGUUGGGAGAUCAACACCAGCUUGUGCGCUUCUCCAUAAAGCCUCGUCAUGUAGAACGGAUUACACAUGCCCAGAGACUGAUGAGCACCCUUCGAGUGCGCUACAGCGAGAGUCCACCGCUUUCCUUGUGGGCUGGAUGGGUCCUUGAGUGUCCUCUCUUCAGAAACUUUAUCAUCUUCCUCAUCUUUCUGAAUACAGUUGUACUGAUGGUUGAAAUAGAAUUGCUCGAAUCCUCAAAUACCCAACUGUGGCCACUGAAGCUGACUUUGGAGGUGGCAGCUUGGUUCAUCUUGCUUGUUUUCAUCUUGGAGAUCCUUCUUAUGUGGCUAUCCAGCUUUUUCCUCUUCUGGAAGAAUGCCUGGAAUGUCUUUGACUUUGUUGUCACCAUAUUGUCCCUGAUUCCUGAGGUUGUGGUGCUGGUAGGGGUAACAAGCCAUUCCGUAUGGCUCCAGUUGCUGAGGAUCUGCCGGGUGCUAAGGUCUCUUAAACUCUUUGCACGAUUCCGUCAAGUUCGAGUCAUUAUUUUGGCCCUGGUCAGGGCCCUCAAGAGCAUGACCUUCCUCUUGAUGUUGCUGCUCAUCUUCUUCUACAUUUUUGCCGUGGCUGGUGUCUACUUCUUCGAGAAUUACACCCGUUCAACUCGCCAGGACCUGGAGUAUCACAUGUUCUUCUCGGACCUGCUGAAUUCUGUAGUGACAGUGUUCAUUCUCUUUACUAUGGAUCAUUGGUAUGCACUGCUUCAGGAUACCUGGAAGGUGCCUGAAGUCAGCCGUACCUUCAGCAGCAUCUAUGUCAUCCUCUGGUUGUUACUUGGUUCCAUUAUCUUUCGAAACAUCAUAGUAGCCAUGAUGGUUACUAACUUUCAGAAUAUCAGAAAUGAGCUGAACGAGGAGAUGACACACCUGGAGGUGCAGCACAAAGCCGACAUAUUCAAGCGGCAGAUUAUCCAGAGGAGACAAAACCUAAUCCCUGAGGCACAGAGGUCAAGCAUUAGCAAAAUGGAUGCCAGAGAUGCCAAUCAACAAGGGGAAUCUUUGGACUUAACAGAAGCUUCUAAAGAAGAGUCCAAACACAGUGCCACUAAAGAGAGUUCAAGAGCAUCUAAGUCAAAAACAAAGAAGUCCCUGUCAAAAGUGAAGAACUCUGCAUCUUCCUCUUCCUCCUCAUCUUCAUCUUCCUACUGUUCCUCCUCUUCUGGCUCCAGAUAUUAUGACCCUAUUGGUCAGUUGGACUGGGAGACUCAUGUGCACCAGAAUCUGCCUGGGCUAAUGGAUAUGGAUCAGGAUGAACGUGUUGUUUGGCCUAGGGACUCACUCUUACGAUAUUUUGAGUUGCUAGAAAAGCUGCAGUAUAACCUAGAGGAGCGUAAGCGGUUGCAAGAGUUUGCAGUGCAGGCACUGAUGAAUUUUGAAGACAAGUAA
Messenger RNA from Lipotes vexillifer (Yangtze River dolphin), 2052 nucleotides. It is a transcript of the gene CATSPER2, whose product is annotated as cation channel sperm associated 2. Gene Ontology annotation, cellular component: CatSper complex; membrane. Gene Ontology annotation, biological process: fertilization; transmembrane transport; flagellated sperm motility. NCBI's taxonomy places the organism in Eukaryota, Metazoa, Chordata, Mammalia, Artiodactyla, Lipotidae. Gene Ontology annotation, molecular function: calcium-activated cation channel activity. The coding region runs from base 463 to 2052 and encodes 529 amino acids. The record is from RefSeq and is a predicted model, not a curated record. The transcript has 13 exons.